GGCGGCGAGGUCUAUAAAAAGGCCCGAUCCCAUCUGCCGUUGCUUCUGGACGCCGCGGUAACGCUGUCACGAUGAGCAAGAUUAUCUUCUUUGAGGAUCGCAACUUCCAAGGUCGCCACUUCGAGUGCGACGGCGACUGCCCCGAGAUGCAGAACUACUUCGCCCGCUGCAACUCCAUCCGGGUGGAGAACGGCUGCUGGGUGGCCUACGAGAAGCCCAACUACGCCGGCUACCAGUACAUGCUGCACAAGGGCGACUACCCCGACUACCAGCGCUGGGCCGGCUUCAACGACUGCAUCCGCUCCUGCCGGAUGGUGCCGCCCUACAACGGCAGCUACCGGAUGAAAGUCUUCGAGCGCUCCGAUUUCGGCGGCCAGAAUCUGGAGCUGAUAGAAGACUGCCCGGACCUGAACGAGCGUUUCCACACGCGUGACAUCUCCUCGGUCAACGUGAUGGAGGGCUACUGGAUGCUGCACGAGCACCCCAACUACAGGGGGCGCCAGUACUUCCUGAGCCCCGGCGAGUACCGCCGGCACAGCGAGUGGGGCAGCGCCAGCCCCACCAUCGGCUCGCUGAGACGCGUCACCCAACUCAACUGAUUUGUUUUCUCUCUCUUUUUUAUGUUCUUUCCUCGUGUUCCU
This is a messenger RNA of Phycodurus eques (leafy seadragon), 641 nucleotides long. RefSeq names its product gamma-crystallin M2-like. The transcript is spliced from 3 exons. Bases 72 to 599 code for a protein of 175 amino acids. Gene Ontology annotation, molecular function: structural constituent of eye lens. The record is from RefSeq and is a predicted model, not a curated record. Gene Ontology annotation, biological process: visual perception; lens development in camera-type eye. NCBI's taxonomy places the organism in Eukaryota, Metazoa, Chordata, Actinopteri, Syngnathiformes, Syngnathidae.